AUCUGCUCAAAAAUGGCAGCCAAAUUUUCGAGGUUUCACGAGAAUCGUUCUUACGAGGUAGCUGACCUAAACUCUUUAAAGAGUCUAAUUAUUGCAGAACUCUUGAACCAUUUAAUUCUAUGGAGGUCUGUUUGUUAUGAGUUUCCUUUUCUGUGCCAUUAUAGAGUGCAGGUGCCGAUCUAUCUCAUUUUGAUGAUGAUGAACCAACUGUGGAAAAGGCGACCUUGGAUGCACACAUCACUGAGGUAAUUAAUAAUGAUUACUGAGCUCCAUACGUUUACUAAUAGUGACUAUUAGUUACAUUUUUAAGCGUGAAACAAAAGAUCGAAAUUAAAGCUUAGAACCUUUAUUUUAAGUAAGCAUAACUGUAUCGGUGUAUGCGAGUGCAUUGGACAGAUAACUAUUUUAUUUGAAAAGACAAUUUAGAUUCAAGUGGUUGUUGGUUUCCCUGCUGAAUUUUUCAGUGCGUAACGUUUUCAGGAAAAUAUUGGAUAUCAGAUGGCUUUGCGACUUGGUUGGAUCAGUGGAUCUGGACUUGGGAAGAAGAAACAAGGUAAAGAGCAGUUGUAUCAUAGUCAGUUGUGUACUUUGAAUUAAAGUGCCCGUUUUAAUUGUAGAGCUUAACUUUGAGUUUGGUAACGCUAGUGACUAUUGAUAGUUCUUUCAAUACUUUUAUCAAAAUGCCAGCUAAAAGCUGUCACAGUGUGACUUUGAGUCUUUUUUACCGUCACUAAUAAACAACUUAAAAAAUUCCUGCUUACAUCUCGUUUCAGGUCGCACAGAACCAAUACCUCUUGUCAUGAAGGAGGAUUCUUUAUGUAUCGGCCGUCUUACUCUUGAGGUGUGUAUCUCUCUCUGUCAUCUCUAAUUACAGAUCUAACAAAGUGAUUGAUAAUCACAGACCUUUCAAGUAAAUCGCACAUGCUUUCAUCUCAGUGGAGUUCCUUUAUUUAAUAGUAACAUAGUAAUUUAUAGAACUAGUAUACUAAGGAUUUAAUUUGUUUUGAACUUUAAACAAUGGACAAAAUUUCACACUUGUUUAGUAUGUAUCUGUUAUAACAUAGUUAGAAAUUAAUUUCAGGUUGCAAAUGGUUUUAAGUGAUUUUUGGUUUGAUAAUUUUUUCCCUUUGUUCCAGGUACAUUACAUUAUUUCUUAACAAAGGAAAAUACAAGUUAUCAUUUUAAACUGGAAUCAUAUUUAUAAUCAUUGUUUCCAUUUAUUUUUUUUUUCUGUAUAUGAGAUGAUUACUCUAUGUAAUACUUAUAUAUUUUGUAUAAAUUUCUAUUGGUGAAUCCUGUUAACUCUUUACAAUUUAGGUGCAUUGGCACAGGUUUUAAAAGUUCUUAUGAUUUCUUUAUGAUCAUAAUUCUGCGGUAAAGUAUCUAAGUAUCAGUAUGGACCUCAAGUCAAUUAAUACAUAAGAAAAUAUUUGAGUUGGAAACAUCUGGUUUGUUUUAUUUCCUGGUCAGUUUGAGCAAGCGGAUGAAGCUACUCGUAACAGGAAAGUUUUGGAGAUUGAGAAAGAAGAUAAUGAAGAACUGCAGCAAAAAUAUCAGGUUUAAGUUCCUCUUUGUAUUACCCAGGAAUAACCUUUUUUUGGAUCUACAAAGAAUAAACAAUGAAGCAAUAAUAUUGAUAAAAAGUAGUUACCUGAUAAAUGCACUACCAUUUUUAUAAUUUGAUUGAUAUACUGUUUAAAGUAAGUUAAAGGACAUUGACAGAAAACUUUUGUUUGUUCGUUUCUACAGAAUGAGCAAGAGAAGGAAAAAGCAAUCGAGGAGAGCUUGAAAGAUCUAAAAGAGAUGUUCUAUUGUGAACUUUGUGACAAACAGUAUUUUAAAUACAAGGAAUAUGAUAAUCAUAUCAACUCUUAUGACCAUGCACACCGCCAGGUUAAGUGACAUCUUAAUAACCCUAAGCUGAAAACAUUGUUUUGUUUCAUAGAGUAUCUUCAUGCCUUGAUUUGACAAAAAUCUUUUGACAUAAACUCAGGAUGAUAUUGAUAAAGCAGUUUAAUUAUUUUCUGGUAGACUUUUGGUUCAGACUUUUAACAAAUUAAUCUUAAAUGACUGUACAACCCACCCUUUGAUGUAUUAUUCAAUACUGAUUUCUUUUAUGGCAAUCUUUCCACAGCGACUCAGGGAACUUAGGCAAAGAGAAUCAACCAGAAAUAUUUGUAAGUUAUAUGGAAUCUGCUUCAAGGUUUUUUUUCCUCCUUAUUUCUUUUGUUAAUCAAGAUGUUCACAGUUGAUUUUCCUGGAAGUCAUGUUGCCCAAAACCUAAUAUAUGUUUCCUGAAAUAAAAAGUCAAGUUGCCCCAUCACUCUGACGAAGGGCUAACGCUCGAAACGUCAGCUUUUUUACCCUUUACGGUGGCUAAUUUACGUUUUCAACCCAGUUGUUAACACUAAAUUACCUGCCAUUUUUUUAUCUCUUGUUUCGUACUCAUAGAUGUUUUUUUAAACUUGAGGAACUUUAUCACUCAAUGGUGUAGGUUGCCAACAACAACAUGAAGACAAAGAAAUUGAUUAUGUGGUCAGAACUACAAUUUGUUUGAGUCAUGACUCUAAAAGCGUUGUUAGAAACAAAAUGCAGCAUUGAACAGUCUAUUUGGUAGUUUAUGUUAAUUAGGUCUAUGUUGUGUGCUUUCUUUGUUUCUAUGCUAGGUUUUCUUUUGUAUUUUGUGUAUUUUGGCUGUUAUCUUCCAUUUGUUCAGGUUUAGUUUGCAUCUGCUGAAGUUUAGUUCAGGUUUAUUUUCUUCCUUUAGGACAAUGUGAUACAUUUGUUUCAAUCUGUUUCCUCUGCUUCACUAUAUGUUUUGCAUUGAUUUGUUUAUUCGAUUAACAAUUUAAGAGUGAAGAUGUCUGUGAAUACAAAGAUUGUUCUUUUUAGUUUAGCACUUUCGUAAUACUCUUCAGAUCAUAGGUUGAAUUUAGUAAACCUUGUUUAUGUUGGUUGUAUGUGUUUGCUAAAUGUUUGAAUCAGGUUGCAUUUACAAUGAAAUUUCACUAUUGAAGGAAUGGUAAUACAAGUAAAUACACCAAAAGGUUGUUUUUAUUAAUCGCUACCUUCAGUGGUUUCUAAAAAUAUACCAUUACAUAUAACAUUUUGAUGUUCUUACAAGUGAUAAAAAUUGGGGGACAUGACUUUGGGCGAGAUGAAUUUGCAUGACUUGACCAGUUACCACUCAAGAAGGUGGUGUUUUAUUGUUAGAAAUUCCAAACAAGAGCUUUAUUUGUGUAAAUUUUUACAGCUCAUGAUAUGAAUUUUUCUUAUUGUAGUUGCAAAGAAGAAAAAAGAACAGAAACAGAUGGAAAAGGAACUGAUGAGGCUCCACCUUAUUUCUGGAAAGAACACUGAAUCAAGGUUAUUGUACAUUGCAUUGACUUAAGUAGCCCUCUUUUUCUCAUUUUAUUUUAUUUGUCCUUUAACUCUUUAUUAUUUUAUAAAUCUGUCACUUAGGUAAGCUCUGUAAUGGAGCAAAUCAGGCUGAAUGAAUUAAUACCUAGAGUGUUGUGAAUUUUCUUGCUAAUUUCAAUAAUUCUAUUUGUUUUUGUUUAUGUUUUUUGUAAUCAGCAGUGGCAAUGGAGGAUUUAAGUCAGUGUUCAAGUCUUCAUCUACUGGUCCAAACAGCACAUCGGGUUUUAAGCCAAUCUCAGCACAUAAGAGCUUUCAAGCAGUCCCACCUCCAAAACCCUUUGAAUUUGCACCUCCUCUUCCAACUGAGCCUGCUCCACCCCUCCCUGAUGAACCAGUCCCUCCACCUCCACCACCACCUUUAGCACCAUUAGAUCAACAAGCUAAGAAGCCUUUUAGCUUCAAAAUGGGUUCAUCUUCUGAGCAAGGUCAGCCCCAGAGACCUAUUGGUAUAUCUACUGCAAAGCAGGGUCUUUCUUUCAGUCUUGGGGAAAAAAAAUGUGCAAAUGUUAUACAGUUUGGCUUGAAAUCUAAACCUACCAAGACUACUGCUGCUGCUGCAUUUGCUGAAUCAAGUAGUGAAGAAGAGGAAGAGGAAGACAUAACAGAGGAAGAAACAAGAACAUCAUUUGAGAAUGAGGAACUUUCUUCCACACCAACACAACAACAGGAUACCCUUGAAAAAGUAAUAGAGUAUGCUGAUACUUUGAGAUUGAAGGAGGCUCUUAGGCCAAAACUGUUGAUAAGGUUUGUGAAAGGGACAGAACAGGGUGGAGUGCUUCCUGGAACUUUACCAACUUCAGCUGAUAAAGGAAACACUACAUACAAGUCCCAGGAACUCCACAGAAAAUUCACUGAGAAGAAGGAGGUGAAAAGUCAAAAUGAGAGAGUUAACACCAAAGAUUCAGGAAACAGGGGAGACAACUUGAAGGAUGGAAGAACUAGCAGUUAUCAAAGAGAUAGGAUGAAAGAUUACAAACAUGGGAAGAAUUCUAGUGAUCAGAGAGAGGAUUUAGAAAGGACACAUAAGCGAAGGGAGGAAAAGUAUAGGUACAAUCGAUCAAAAGAUUGUGAUGAAAAGAGAGAGUAUAGGAAACAAGAAAAGAAUUCCAGGGAUAGAGAAAGUAAGAAUGAUAAGCAUGACCACAAGGAAUUUCGAGACGCAGAACACUCCAAAUAUGGAAGAAAAACAUCAAAUAUGAAAGAGGAAUGUAAUGAAGGAAAAAGAAAAUAAAGGGAAAAUUUGGAAGCUACAUAACUUGGCAAAAUAAAGAACUAUUGUAAAUUGAAUAGCAAGCAACAGCUGUAUUACUCCAAUUAACACUUGUUUCCAAUAGCUAUAAUAAUUACAAUGAUUCUUGAAGGACAAGUUACAUGUAAGUUUUCUUUGAAACUGGAAAAAUAUAUCUAGUCUUGGUAGGUGAUUUUUUCUGGAUGUGUAUGUUAGUGUCUAAAUACUACUUCUUAUCAAACAAUUUUAAAUAACCUUUGAGGCCCUCUCAAUGAACACUCUUUCAAGUUGAAAGCUCUUCUUACAAUUUUUAAUUCAACGUGACAAAAUACCAUUUCUUACCAAUUUGUUAUAAGAACUUUGUCUUCCUCUUCGAGGACUCAAGAUUUUUACUUUUCUAAGGGUGCCAGAGAUAGGGGUGUUAAUUGUAGCAUUUAAUGUUUAAAAUGAUUAAAGCAGACUAGGGUUUUAAUGAGCCCCAAUAAAAUUCAUGAGUAGAACUACAUUUAGAGAAAGAUUGUGCUCUUAAUUCUUUUAAAUGAAGAUUAGAAGAAGAUUAGAAAAACAAAGGACAGCAACAACCCCACAAAUCUGCUCUUUAUAUUCACUUUGCAUUUUUAUUUUCAAUUAUAGUUCAAUAUGUACAGCUAAUGUGUACCAAUUUAAAGGUGCCUUCCUGUAAAGAAAUUGAAUCAGAACACAC
Messenger RNA from Pocillopora meandrina, 5351 nucleotides. Lineage: Eukaryota; Metazoa; Cnidaria; Anthozoa; Scleractinia; Pocilloporidae. The record is from the annotation of a GenBank genome assembly.